Pyrenophora tritici-repentis Pt-1C-BFP is the source of this 1563-nucleotide messenger RNA. Its product is annotated as GlcD, FAD-FMN-containing dehydrogenase. Lineage: Eukaryota; Fungi; Ascomycota; Dothideomycetes; Pleosporales; Pleosporaceae. Gene Ontology annotation, molecular function: FAD binding. The record is from RefSeq and is a predicted model, not a curated record.
AUGCAGCUAAGUAUGGACUUCAAUGUGACGCAGGCACUCAUUGAGAAUGGCGUAGAUGUUUCCGCUGUACCUCAGCUCUUGAGGCUUGCCGAGCAAACUCCCCUCAACGGUUGCUUCAUUGCUUGUUUUGCUUUGAAGGCUGUGUAUGGAAAUAAUACAAUACUGUCGAACCAAACUUUACCGUACAAUGCCUUCCUAGGCACCUAUUGGUCGGGUCAACAGGCAGACAUCGAGCCAUUAUGCGUCUUCGAGCCAGCAAAAGCAACCGAAGUAUCAUCCAUGGUCCUGAUCUCUCGAUUGACCCAAUGCCCGUUUGCCGUCAGGGGAGGCAGUCAUGCUGCCUUCGCAGGAGCAUCAAACAUUAAAGGUGGCAUCACGGUCUCGAUGAAGAAGUUCAAUACCAUCGCACCAUCCAUUGAUGGGAAAUACGCUGACGUCGGCCCUGGAAACCGGUGGUUUGAUGUUUACACAGCACUUGAGAAGCAUGGUCUCGGCGUUGUUGGGGGUAGAAUCGCUACAGUUGGUGUUCCUGGUCUCAUUCUUGGAGGCGGAAUCUCGUUCUUUUCUAACAAAUUGGGCUGGGCAUGUGACAAUGUUGCUGCUUACGAAGUCGUUACGGCUUGUGGCCGUAUUGUGACCGCUACUCCUACGGAUUACCCCGAAUUGUUCUGGGCUUUGCGUGGUGGCAGUGGCAAUUUCGGCAUUGUUACUAACUUCAAAUUGGACGCGUUUCCCCUGGGCCUAAUGUGGGGAGGUCAGCGUAUUUUCUUAGAGAGUAACUUUACUGGUGUACUCGAUGCUCUAUACGACUUUGCUGUCACCGGCUCCUCCACAGAUACCGAUGCUGCUGAGAUUGCGUCAUUCGGCUACGUUCCUUCGCUCGGAGGGAAGAUCAGUGCUGUGAAUACGCAAUAUGCGAAACCUGUUGCCCACCCCCCAAUCUUCGACCCUAUCCGUGCGCUCAAACCCAUCGCAGACGACACCUCAUUCGGCUCACUUGCCAAUCUGACUGCGAAGAUGAACAACAACAGAGCAGAUGAGGACCUUGGGUUACGCCAGACCUUCUGGGACAUCUCUCUCAAAGUUGAUCGCGAACUUUACUCCUUCCUCGUUGAUACCUUCUAUACGAACUUUCCCAUUAUUCAGUCCGUCGAGAGUAUCUUGCCAUUCAUCUCGAUCCAGGCCAUCACCGAAGGUCAACUCAAAGGCAUGCAAAAGAACGGCGGCAACGCUCUGGGUCUUGGUCCAGUAGACGGCCCUUUGUUCAUCAUGAGCAUGAGUGCGUGGUGGGCCAAAGCUUCAGAUGAUGCUGCCGUGAUGAAUUUCUUCUCAACGGUCACGAAGACAGUUAAGGCAUAUGCAAAGAGUAAGAACUUGGACAACGGCUUCAUUUAUAUCAAUUACGCUAGUACAUACCAGGACCCGCUCGCUAGUUAUGGGUCGGCUAAUGUCCAGAAGUUAAUCGCUAUCAGUAAGAAAUUUGACCCGAUGCAGGUAUUCCAGAACCUCUCUCCAGGGUACUUCAAGCUGGGCCAGGGAGCCCCAGACAAGAAUAUGCCAUAA